This is a messenger RNA of Nycticebus coucang (slow loris), 515 nucleotides long. RefSeq names its product 40S ribosomal protein S15. Gene Ontology annotation, molecular function: structural constituent of ribosome; RNA binding. The transcript has a single exon. NCBI's taxonomy places the organism in Eukaryota, Metazoa, Chordata, Mammalia, Primates, Lorisidae. Gene Ontology annotation, cellular component: ribosome; cytosolic small ribosomal subunit. The coding region runs from base 22 to 459 and encodes 145 amino acids. Gene Ontology annotation, biological process: translation; ribosomal small subunit assembly. The record is from RefSeq and is a predicted model, not a curated record.
CUUUUCCGGGAAAGCGACAAGAUGGCAGAAGUGGAGCAAAAGAAGAAGCGGACCUUCCGCAAGUUCACCUACCGUGGCGUGGAUCUCGACCAGUUGCUGGAUAUGUCCUAUGAGCAGCUGAUGCAGCUUUACAGUGCUCGCCAGCGGCGGCGGCUGAACAGAGGCUUGCGCCGCAAGCAGCACUCACUGCUGAAGCGCUUGCGUAAGGCCAAGAAGGAGGCACCACCCAUGGAGAAGCCAGAGGUGGUGAAGACACACCUGCGGGACAUGAUCAUCCUACCUGAAAUGGUGGGCAGCAUGGUGGGUGUCUACAAUGGCAAGACCUUCAACCAGGUGGAGAUUAAGCCUGAGAUGAUCGGUCACUACCUAGGGGAGUUCUCCAUCACCUACAAGCCUGUGAAGCAUGGCCGUCCUGGCAUUGGGGCCACCCACUCCUCCCGCUUCAUCCCUCUCAAGUAGGCUGCCCAGCCAAUAAAGAUACUUCUCCAGUUAAAAAAAAAAAAAAAAAAAAAAAA